GCAGAGGGGGUUCGCGAGAACGUGCACUGUCUGCGCGCUCCCGUGCCGUGCGGUCUACUGGAUCUCUUUUAAAGAAAUAAUUUGCAAACGGACUCUUCUGAACUAAAAUCUCUGAACAGCGAAGCGCCCGGCUCUCCGCUCUGCAGGCAGAAUGUGAGGAGCCCAGAAGUGUAGCCCCCAACCCCCCCAUGCCCAUCCCCUUUUCUGCCCUGGUGUUCUAGAAUGUUCCUGAAGACAGUUCCUCCGGUGGUGGCAGUUCACUCGGAAUGGAGGUCCGGUAAAAGCUUUAGCCUCCCUCUCUGUUUUAAUGACAGCGCUUCAGACAGCGACUUCGCAUCCGCCAGCGGAACCCCUAUCCCCCACAAAGUCCAGAUGAUUAUUGACAGCCUCCGCAGCACACAGUCCUCCGACAUGAGUGACAAUGUGCAGGCCAGCGCUGGCACCCAGUCUACCCUUGACCUGGCCAGGCAUGCCAGCAACAAGAGCAAGCCUCGGCAGUCAGAGGGGUCGUCGAGGUCCAGACGGAUGACUACAGACAGCCCUAAGCUUCACGCAGCUGGAUUGCUUUCUAGCGAGGGUUCUGACAGCGAUGAUUCUGUGGAUAGAGGGAUUGAGGAGGCCAUCCAGCAGUACCUAAAGGAUAAAGGGGACCCCCAGCCUAAAGAGGAGCCGCCGUUGAGUCCGUUGCAGGCUCCCAAAGUGUCCCAAAUCAGAGAGUCUGUUGUGCCUGAACCUCCCAAACAGCUCACACAUUCCAACAGCAAUAAGGUGCUAACUGCUAGUAAUCAUGACCAGAAAGGUACAAAAGGAGUCCAAAAUGUGUGUAUCUUAAAGAAAAAGAAAAAAAAGAAGCCAAGCAAAGAAAACCCCAAUAGAAAAAUGGAUGCAGCUAAAGCUUUGCUUACAAAAGCUCAACCUCUCUCUGGAGUAAGAAAGGCCUCCUCUUCCUGUGUGCCUGGGGUGGACAGAACCCCACCUCCUCUCCAUAUUAAAGAAGAAGAAUCACUAGAUUCCAGCAGUGAUGACGGCAUCGAAGAGGCCAUUCAAAGAUUUCAGCAGGAGCAGAAGGAACGCUAUGAGGGGUCUUCACACCUGAAGGAGGAGCUGGACUCCAGCAGUGAUGAUGGUAUUGAGGAGGCCAUUCGGCAUUUCCAGCAAGAAAAGCAGAAGCAGGACACACACAAACUUCACCCUAAACAAAGUCCUGUGAUGGGUACACAGCACAGCAAACUGCCUGUCCUUCCCACAGAUCGCCCAGAUCUUCUGCCAUUUAAAAUCUUGCCCAAAAAGAAGAGCAGCAGCAGCAAAAAGAAAGGUGCAGCAGCUGAAAGGGAAGGAAAGUGUGCUUCACCUAAGCUACUAGCAUCAGUGGGCCACUCUCUUAGCAUGUCACCUGUACACAGCCUAAUGGUCAGAGGAGAUCCAAUUUGCACAGCAAAAGCUGAAGAGCCAGUGGCCGAUCAGCAGAUCCACUCCACCCUCACGGUCAACACCACAGCUGAGCUGAUGUGUGCUGAAGCCAUUUUGGACAUCUCUAAGACGGUCAUGCCUGCAGCUUUCGAGCCUAACAUGAGUCUUGCCAAGACCUCUGUGGUCGAGGUGCCACCUCCCUUCCCCUCUGGGCCUCCCCUGCAGACAGAUGAAAAGAGUGAUGAGAGCUCUGUGGACAGUGAGGAUGGGAUUGAGCAAGAGAUCCGCAAGUUUCUGGAGCUCAAGGCGAAGAUGCAUGACCAGCCACAAUCAGCGGCAGCAGCACCUGUCGCUUGCCCAGAAGGACCGUCAGCUCCUAAACAGAAGAAGAAAGCGGAGGACGAUCAGAGCAAAGCACUGAGACUGUCACUCUCACGGAAAAGGAAACUCAAGGAAGAAGACAACAGAAGUGUUAAAAGGCAACCUGACAAUGGUAUCUUUAAGGAGGAGCCUCAGCCCAUGCCAGUUACACAGAGUGAUGGUUCUACUGAUAUGGUGUCACAUAUGUGUAGUCCAGUCCCCUCAAAACACACCAAGCCCAAACAGAUCUCUCCCCUUCAUGGACAUCCAGAAGGAUCUGUAACCAAGGACAAAGGAUCUAGCAGUGGGUCUAGGAUUUUCCCACAUGCUCAGAGGCCUUUGCCUGGUUCAGAACAAAAUUACAGCAGCGAUAAGAGCAGUUCUUUGGACAGUGAUGAAGAUCUGGAUGCAGCAAUAAAAGAUUUGCUUAAGACAAAGAAAAGGGUUAAGAAGAAAGUGAGAGACAUGAAACUUAAAGCACGUAAGGGACUUGCAGAAACUCCUGACAAAAAACACAAACUUUUCCCUGAGCAGAAAAGCACUCUUGCCCCUAAACCCACAAAACCGUGCACUCUCAAAAGCAGCAAAGAGCAAAGACAUGACUUGAAAAGUGUUAAGCCUAAAGGUCUGAAGCCGCCACAUCAGAGUGGUAAAACUGUUAAGGCUCCUACACAUGACACAGAAACGGACUGCAAUAAAGAUGCACGGAACAAGACGUUAGCUGACCUUCAUCCUUGUGUCCCUGUGGAUGAAGACAGCAGCUCAGUGGACAGCGACGACAGCAUUGAGCAAGAGAUCCGUAGGUUCCUUGCAGAGAAAGCAAAAGUGUCGACGGUGCAAGUGGCGUCUGUUAAGGAAGAGGAUGCGGGAGGACUUGGGGAAGCUGGCUCUUCCAUUUCUGGGAUCAGAGAGAGGGAAGUUUGUGCAGAUGAGCUGAAAGUGGAAGAGUCUGCUUUUUCUGGGGCUUUCCUGGAGAAGGGGGAGCGACCCCAGGAGGUGCCAGUAACACCUGCAAGCGUUCUGAGACUUCCUAAUACCACUUCAGUGACCGGCGAGCGACCAGCCCAGCGUCCAACUACUUUUUGCACACCUGGAGAUAAUUGGAGGACUGAUGGACAAUUGGCAAGGACCUCAGAUGAGAGGAGAAAUGGCAGCUUUGAUGUUGGGAAUGAUCGGGCAUCCUUCAGUGAAGGAACCAGUUCAGACCCGUUUACCGUGAACUUAACCAGCCCACGGGAUACUCAGUGCCAAGUCAAGCACCAAAACCUUUUCUUGAUGAAGCCUGAGAACUGCAGUAUGACUGAUAUUAGGGAACCCACUUCGGUGGACUUUAGAGACAAGCCGAGUGGCCUUCAGAACAGGAACAGAAUCCCUCUGAAAGAGGUUAUUAGUGCCGUGUGUCCCUCCCCUGCAGUGAAACCCCCCAUCAGCUCCCCCUCAGAGAGUCCUGUGGUUUCAAGGGGGGACCGGUUGCCCUUGUUAACCCCUGAAAGCAGGACAGAUUCAUUUUACCUGCACAGUCGAAUAAAGAGGCAACAUUGGGACCAACCACCUCGUCUAACCCCCAGUGUCCCUCACCCUUACCCCCCUAAUCUCACCCCCAACUCCAGGCACCUGUCUCCCCACCUGCCCACUAACCCCUCCCAUUUGUCCUGCGCAUCCCUACCCCCCGCACUGUCCCAGCCGCCGCGCAUCACUGCUAGUGUGGUUCGGCUGCGGAGGGACCAGGCCGCAGUCAUCCCACUCUCGCCACACAAGACCAACCACCUGCAGCUCAGAAACAGGCAGGAAGAGAGGGAGAGGGAAAGAACUAAUGAAGGGAGAGAGGAGGAGGAGGAGGAGGAUGAGAAGUGUAUAGAUGAGACAGAUCUAGAGUCAGGUGAGGAGAGGAGAUCAGCAGAGCAGCAGAGGAUAGAUAAGAGACAGCAGCAGCAACAGCGAUCCAGCCAUAGGGUCUUCUCAACCUCUAUUGAUCCAGGUGAGAUGCUCAGCCCCUACAUCGCCCUGGAUACAGACCAGAGGAGAGAGAAAUUCAAACACAUUCGACAGUUACAGGAUCAACGAGCAAAGAAGGCAGUAAAAAGGAAGCUGCAGUUUGUGUUUAGUUCACCCAGGUGAACCUUGCUGGUGCGCAGGAGAUGAGAAACUCCAGGAGUAACACCAGCACAUGUUCAGUUUAAUGUGCAAUGUAUGCUGUUUGCUGCUGUUUGAGUGUGUUUGUAGUUAUAAUGUUCAGAGAAUUAACUUUUCAGUUUUAAAAAGUACAUUUUUACAGUAAGUAACUUCAAAAAUAAUUGCUGUCAAAGCAAAACCAUGCAAUUUUCUAUUUCUAAUAUAAAAAAUAUUCCCAUUCUAGAGAAAACAGUUCCUCUGUCCAUAUUUAGACAUUUAGUGUUACAUAAAAUGUUAGUUCUAUCUAAACAGCUGCUGUUAACUAUAAAACUGUUGAAGUAAGUAAGUUCAUAUUCAUUAUGUGUUGUUAUAUUUCCAUUAUGACCUUUCGGAACUGUUCAUGUUUUAAGUGAC
This is a messenger RNA of Astyanax mexicanus (Mexican tetra), 4296 nucleotides long. It is a transcript of the gene ppp1r26, whose product is annotated as protein phosphatase 1, regulatory subunit 26. Gene Ontology annotation, molecular function: protein phosphatase inhibitor activity. The record is from RefSeq and is a predicted model, not a curated record. The transcript is spliced from 5 exons. Gene Ontology annotation, biological process: negative regulation of phosphatase activity. NCBI's taxonomy places the organism in Eukaryota, Metazoa, Chordata, Actinopteri, Characiformes, Acestrorhamphidae. Bases 223 to 3888 code for a protein of 1221 amino acids.